Messenger RNA from Pelmatolapia mariae (spotted tilapia), 1572 nucleotides. It is a transcript of the gene hmx4, whose product is annotated as H6 family homeobox 4. Gene Ontology annotation, biological process: regulation of transcription by RNA polymerase II. The record is from RefSeq and is a predicted model, not a curated record. Lineage: Eukaryota; Metazoa; Chordata; Actinopteri; Cichliformes; Cichlidae. Gene Ontology annotation, cellular component: nucleus. Gene Ontology annotation, molecular function: DNA-binding transcription factor activity, RNA polymerase II-specific; RNA polymerase II transcription regulatory region sequence-specific DNA binding. The transcript is spliced from 2 exons. The coding region runs from base 178 to 966 and encodes 262 amino acids.
CAUCCUGUGUGUGUAGCAGCGACGCGUACAGAGCACAGCCAGCCCAGCAGGCUCUGCUCAGUGACUGCUGCUAUGGUGUAUCGAGACGAAGUGGUGAGAUUAACGUCCCGGUUUAGAGUUAAGGACGAAUAGACUCGAGGAAGUAAACAAGAGAGGACUUGGAGCGCCUUGGAGAAUAUGAACAAAGCAGAAGCACCACGUCGCCCGACCGCCUCUCUAAAAUUCACUAUCGACAACAUCCUCAACCUCAAGACAAGCGGCAGUAACUGUGACACUUGUCACUCCGCCGGAUCGCAGGAUGAACUGGCCACAGCGAUGCGUAAAGACAGUUUUCAUCACGAAGAGAAAGGAACUCAAGCCAGACAGGACCCGGACAGGCUCAACGACAGUGAGUUAAUCACAGACUGUAGCGGAUCAACAGAAACGGUCGUCAUCAGCCGCGGGAAUCAGAGGAAGGUGACGGAGGCGCGCUUCGAGAGCGGGGACAGCAGCUGCGAUGACAGCAGCUCCCCCACCGCAGCCACAGACCCCCACAAAGGAGGGAGCCCAGGCAAGAAGAAUAAAAUGAUAACGAAAAAGAAAACACGCACUAUUUUUUCAAAGAGACAGAUUUUUCAGCUGGAGUCUACUUUUGACAUGAAACGUUACCUGAGCAGCGCAGAGCGCGCCUGCCUUGCCAGUUCGUUGCAGCUCACGGAGACCCAGGUAAAAAUAUGGUUUCAGAACCGUAGGAAUAAAUUGAAACGACAAAUUUCUAACGAAAUCGAGGGACCAGUUAGCGAUUUCCCCGAGACUGGAAAGCCUGUGGUGGUGGGGCAACUCCCGGCUUUGUACAAAGAGAGCAACCUGCUGGGGAGAUGCCUGCUGCCCGUGCCUCUGCCCGUGGUCUACCCGGGAAGUAGCACGCCUUACCUCUGCUUCUCAAACGCCAGCAAGUACUUCAGCCUGUAUGAAGGGGACGUAUGAUGCUUUUAACAAUUCCCUGCGUGAAAGAGACACUUUUAGUGGUCUGUUGCCAACUUUGAAGCAUUUAAGGUGGUUUAGAUGGAGGAGACGGCUCUGCGGCCUUAACUGUUGAUUAAGACUGCAACUACAGUGGCAGGGGAGUAGUUACAUAUCACAUACAAAUAAGCGGAUUCAGUAUUAUUUAUUUUCAGUCAUCUGUGGGUUUUGUAGAGGCCUGACACGAAACCUAUUGUUACACAUAGCCCUGUACAGAUCAUUCUCAGGCUACGCUAAUGAUAGCCCGAGGGAGGCCCAAAACAAUAUAAUUUAGAUCAUUUUAUUGUUUACAUUAUUAUUAUUAUUAUUAUUGUUAUUAUUGUUAUUAUUAUUGACAAACGCAUAUCCAGCAGCCUAAGCCACCAAAGAAAUUAUUAUAUCCGAUUUGCAUGCAUUUCCUAUAUCAUAAAUGAAUUUUGAAUUUUACUGAAAUUAUCUUUGUAUUUAAAUGAAUGUAAUUAACAUUUUAUUCUGUUUCACGCAUGUGUUUUGUUUUUCUGAAUAUUUUAUCAUUCUUACUUUGUUUCACGUUUGCCUGUGGGCCCAUUACACCUUUUAUUGAAAUUGUAA